Neoarthrinium moseri is the source of this 1515-nucleotide messenger RNA. RefSeq lists its product as uncharacterized. The coding region runs from base 1 to 1515 and encodes 504 amino acids. The transcript has 3 exons. Gene Ontology annotation, molecular function: heme binding; oxidoreductase activity, acting on paired donors, with incorporation or reduction of molecular oxygen; monooxygenase activity. Lineage: Eukaryota; Fungi; Ascomycota; Sordariomycetes; Amphisphaeriales; Apiosporaceae. The record is from RefSeq and is a predicted model, not a curated record.
AUGCUAUUCCAGGAGCUUAUACAGGGCUCCAGGGCUAACGACAUCCUAAGGCACCUUCAGGGAUUGCCUCCCAAGCAUGUGGCUCUCUUGGUGCUUGGGAUCGGGCUCGCUGCAUUGGCAGCCGAUUAUGCUCGCAUGCUCUGGCUACGGUCGAAGAUGCCACCAGGGCCAUUGCCGUGGCCGAUAGUAGGAAACACAUUUAUGCUUCCUGAGAAUAAGCCAUGGAUAUGGUUCGAAGAACUCUCCAAGAGAUAUCAAGCACCUCUAGUCACUGUAUGGAUAGGCAGAAACCCGACCGUAUGGAUCAAUGACGCUUGGGCGGCAUCGGAACUGUUUGACAAACGUGCUGGCAUCUACUCCUCUCGCCCAAGAAUGGUAGUCUUUGCAGAGCUAGGAGCAGGGCAGAACAACCUCGUCAACAUGUACACCAUGACGCCCGAACAACGAGAUCGAUGGCGUGUCCACAGGAAGCUCAUGCACCAUGGCGUUGGUAUACAGUCUGUCAGGAAAUAUCGAGACUUCCAGAAUAAUGAGAGCAGGCUGGUGGCGUACGAUUUCCUCACUUCUCCUGAGGACUAUGUCAAGCAUUUUGAGCGCUAUGCGACAAGCGUGGUAUCCAUCAUUGCUUUUGGCAGAAGAGUGGAGAGUUCGGACGAUCCUAUCAUCACAGAGGUCAUCGCGGGCAUGCAUCUCGCAGCAGAUCUGAACGUCCCAGGGAAGCGGUUCCCAAUGCUGAUGGAGAGCUUCCCUACGCUUGCCAGCUUUCCUAACGCCAUAGCACCCUGGAAGCAUGGUUUGGGGGCGAAACGCGGCUUCACUUUCUUUUUCGCUCUUGCUGAUGAGGCAAAUAAGAAGGAGGGACAAGAUGGCGCUUACGUGAAACAUCUUUUCGCAGAACGGGAGAAGUACAAUCUCGCAGUGGAAGAGAUUUCAGCUCUUACAGGCAACUUGUUCGGUGCAGGAUCGGACACCAGCAGUAGCACAUUGAUUACUUUCAUUCUCGCAUGUUGUGCGUUCCCUGAGACCCUCAAGCCAGCAUGGGAAGAGCUGGAUCGAGUUGUUGGGCCCGAUCGAAGUCCGACUUGGGAAGAUGAGGAAAAACUACCAUACGUCAAAGCCUUUGUCAAAGAGGUUCUCCGAUGGCGGUCGGUUGCGAUUAUUGGUGGCCAGCCGCAUGCACCCACUCAAGAUGACCAUUACAAGAACUGGCUGAUACCAAAGGGGACAUGGAUACAGGGAAACGUCUGGGCCAUCCACAGGAACGAACGCGAAUUCCCCGACCCUGAUCGGUUCAACCCCCAGAGAUAUCUCCCAGGUCAUCCAGAUAGUCGGCCUUUCCCGGGAGAGCGAGGCUACAUGACGUUCGGAUGGGGUCGAAGAGUGUGCUCAGGACAAGCCUUAGCUGAACAAGGCACCUGGAUCACCAUUGCAAGAAUACUCUGGGGCUUCAACAUUGAGAAACAGCGACGCGAGGAUGGAUCCUUUGUACCUGUUGACAUCUUCAACUACACGUAA